Messenger RNA from Lactuca saligna, 300 nucleotides. Lineage: Eukaryota; Viridiplantae; Streptophyta; Magnoliopsida; Asterales; Asteraceae. The record is from the annotation of a GenBank genome assembly.
AUGCAAUUCACAUAUGAAAUUCGAGAGGGUAGGAGAAAACGGGUUCUCUCGGUUGCAGGGCGUUUGGAUGCUGCGGGAGAUUGUGAUCUCGAUUGUGAUGAAGAUACUAACAGCUCUGUGUUUCCCUUAUGUGUUGUCACGAGGGGUAUUUACGGUAUUUUGUUACCUGUUGGUGGUGAACUCGGGUGUUUACAGAAAGGUGCUUUAUGUUCUGAUACUAGUAUUGGUCAAGGGGGGUUGAUGAAAGCGAAUAGCUCUCGAGUUAGAAGUGGAAAAGAAAGCUCAAGCCGAAAGAGAUAA